Nicrophorus vespilloides is the source of this 419-nucleotide messenger RNA. RefSeq lists its product as uncharacterized. The record is from RefSeq and is a predicted model, not a curated record. The transcript has a single exon. The coding region runs from base 54 to 419 and encodes 121 amino acids. Lineage: Eukaryota; Metazoa; Arthropoda; Insecta; Coleoptera; Silphidae.
AUUACCAAAAUUUGUCCAAUUUUUUUUUUGUUCGUUUUUCUGUUUGAAGGAAGAUGGAAUGGUUCGGUGUGACGAAGUACGGUGCGUCGGAUCCGAUCAAAGACAUGAUGCGAUCCGAUUACGAAGAGCCGACGGUGCAGAAGGACCUGUUCGAGGCGUGGAAAGCGGGACUGCUGAAGGGCAGCUUCGUCGAGUGGAUCAAAGAGAUCGACAUUUACAUCGGACAGGCGGACGGUUACGCGUACAAAUCUUACGAUAGGCUCCUGCGGAUGAGAAACAAAGGAACUUUCAAGCCGGUCGGGCCUACCGAGAUGUACAGAUACCGGGGAUGCAGUUCGAUGGCGACGAGCUGGUUCUUGGACGACGACGCUCUCAAGAAGGAAACGUGGCAUAACACGAGAAAUCCAUAUAGAUAUUGA